GCGCGGGAAACGCCUUCCGGAGGGGGGAAACAAAACGGCGCGCACUCCGGCGCAGCCAGCAGCCACCGCUUCCCUGAGAGCUGUCGCCCGUGCGCCUCCCAGCAGCUGCCAGAAUGCCAAACUGGGGAGGAGGCAAGAAAUGUGGGGUAUGCCAGAAGACGGUCUACUUUGCCGAGGAGGUCCAGUGCGAGGGCAACAGCUUCCAUAAAUCCUGCUUCCUGUGCAUGGUCUGCAAGAAGAAUCUGGACAGCACCACUGUGGCAGUGCAUGGAGAAGAGAUCUAUUGCAAGUCAUGUUACGGCAAGAAGUAUGGGCCGAAAGGCUACGGCUACGGGCAGGGCGCAGGCACGCUGAGCACGGACAAGGGGGAAUCUCUGGGCAUCAAGCAUGAGGAAGCCCCCGGACACAGGCCCACCACCAACCCCAAUGCAUCCAAGUUUGCCCAGAAGAUUGGCGGCUCUGAGCGUUGUCCCCGAUGUAGCCAGGCGGUCUAUGCUGCGGAGAAGGUGAUUGGGGCCGGGAAGUCCUGGCAUAAGUCCUGCUUCCGAUGUGCCAAGUGUGGCAAAGGCCUUGAGUCGACCACCCUGGCAGACAAGGAUGGUGAGAUCUACUGCAAAGGAUGCUAUGCUAAAAACUUUGGGCCCAAAGGUUUUGGCUUUGGACAAGGAGCUGGAGCCUUGGUCCACUCAGAGUGAGGCUGCCACCGCCUGCGUGCCCCGCUUACUCCUAAGCUUGUCAUCAGCAGUCCAUUCCCAGAAGCCUCGGCCACCUCCGAGCUCCUCUCCCUCACUCAGCCCCGCUGCACAUCACUAAUGCCUUGGACUUGGGUAUCUGGCUUCUUGUGCUCAGGGGUCUGCCUGAGCUCCUUCCCACUAAAGGCUUCCUCCUGCCUGGCAUUUGAUACUGUUAUCUUUAGGAGACAUCUGUCUAGUCGCCCCUUUCCAGAGACCAGGUCCCUCCCCCCACACCUCACUCCUACAGACCUCUGUUUCUAGGCUGAAUGUCCAUCCUCUACUGGUCAGGACGCCUGAGCUCACGUCUUUGGAGACCAAUAGAGCAAAGCAGGAGACCUGGGGCACGGAGGCAGGACCAGAAUUGGGCUAGGGAAGGUUGUGGUUUUUGGGUCCCAGGGAGUCUCCUCUGGGUAGGAGGCUGAGUUCUUGGUGUAUCUCAGUCUGGGAAGUCUCCAUGAGAGGCAGAGAGGCGCAGAUAGGAUUGUGGGCCAUCGGAAGGCGCUCUUUCUCUGGCCCCUGCCUUUGAAUGUGGAACUAGUAUCUUUUCACUUAGCAAUGGAGAACAAGCUGGGUCAGAGGACCCCAAAGUCUAGAGGUUGCCUGACUGCCUUAGGCAUCAAGUUCCCUGUUUGAUGGGCAAGGGAGAUCCUAAUGAAUACCUUGAAUAAGGAUUUACAUUUAUCAGUGGCCCAGAUCUUAGAGUGGCCAGUUCUAGUUCUAACCUUGGGCCAGGUGACUGGGACGGGCAGUUUUGUUGCAGCAUAGCCCAGGGUAGAGCUGUGUUCUAGGCACUCCUGAGGGUUCCUCGAACCCCAAGUCCUCACUCUUCCCCAACCCAGACCCAGGCCCCUCUUUCUUCACCCCACCUUUCUCUAGUAACCUUCACUACCUUGCCCACCCCAUCCAGGCCCCUAGGUCAGGAGCAGAGGGGUUCCCCAGGUCAGGAGCAGGGGGGAAGGGCCGAGCCUUGAUGCUCCCCGGAACUGAAGGGACAAGGCUGUACAGCUAUUCGCUGCAAGGGCUGUAGGCAUGGGCUGUUGAAGCUGAUUUAUCAUCCGAUCAAUAAAGCAAUUUAGAACUGAA
Messenger RNA from Mus pahari (shrew mouse), 1817 nucleotides. RefSeq names its product cysteine and glycine rich protein 1 (gene Csrp1). The record is from RefSeq and is a predicted model, not a curated record. Gene Ontology annotation, cellular component: cytoplasm; nucleus; Z disc. Lineage: Eukaryota; Metazoa; Chordata; Mammalia; Rodentia; Muridae. The transcript is spliced from 6 exons. Gene Ontology annotation, molecular function: actinin binding; structural constituent of muscle. Gene Ontology annotation, biological process: sarcomere organization; muscle tissue development. Bases 114 to 695 code for a protein of 193 amino acids.